AUGAUUUGCAUAAAGUUAUUACUCUUUUGUUUUUUAAGUGUGUGUGACUUUGGUCGCAUAGAAGGUCAGUUAUUGACAAAGGAGAGCGGCUUUGAUUUAAAUAGUUUGUUUGGAAAUCUUUUUCCUAAUUUUGGUUUUCGGAGAAAUCCCCAAGCCAAUUACCCCGGUACUUCGCAAUACCCAAUUAAUGGGGGGCAGUUGAACAAUCCCCAAGGAAAUAUUUGGAAUAAUGGAAAUGGCAAUCCCGGGAUGAAUUAUCCGGCUAAUUCACAAUAUUACCCAGGCACCGCGAUUCAGGGUCAGCAGAGGCAUACCGGAAAUGAGAAUGCCUGGAAUAACCCCGGGUCGUCUGCGAACCAAGUGCAAGGAAAUUAUCCUCAAACUUCGGUACCAGGUCAAGGAUGGAACAGUCCCCAAAUACAGAUAAGAUACCCCAACCAACAAGUAUCACAGGUCAAUCAACCUGGACAAUAUCCUGACACAGGAAGAAAUUGGAAUGGAAUCGGUGUUAAUGUUAAUUCAAAUAAUCCAAACAUGCCGUCCUACCCGCAGAAUGGAUUACAGACUGGCGCGGCCUACUCAGGCCAGGAAAAUGUAAAAAAUCCCAAUUAUUAUCAACCUGGCAAUCCAAACGAUAAUGAUAAUGUUCAGAAACUUAACCCUAAUUACCCGACAGCGAAUAAUUGGAAUAAUGGUUUAAAUCCGCGUGUUAAUUAUCCAGGGAACCCUCAGCCGUAUCCAGUAAAUGGAAUUCAGACUGAUGUACCAAAUAGUUGGAAUGCUAACCAAAAGAGGAACCAGGGGUACGAAAGUCCAAGUCAGUUGGGCUAUCAGGGUGGCCAACUUAAUCCUGGUACUAACUACCAAAACGGCUACCCAAGUCAGAACGGAUAUCCGCCUCAGAGUGACUCCUACACGGGCUUUCGGAACGAGGCCUCACAAUACCCCAAUCAAAGUGAGCAGGCGGAUGUAGCUGUCACAACAGAAAAGGCUAUAUUAAGCAAUCCGGUCAUUAUUUCCGAAAUAAAUCCUCCGUCAACCCCUAAAAGUGAGGUGGAUGAAGGCCAAACAAAAUGUGUUCAAGAUUGCUCUACCUCAUCGGAUUACCAACCCAUAUGUGGCACAAAUAAUGUGACAUAUUUCAAUGAAGAGAAAUUUGAAUGCGCACAAAAAUGUGGAAUAGAAGUGGCGAUUCGACAACAAGGCGCGUGUGAUGGGCAUUAA
This is a messenger RNA of Pieris macdunnoughi, 1224 nucleotides long. Lineage: Eukaryota; Metazoa; Arthropoda; Insecta; Lepidoptera; Pieridae. The record is from the annotation of a GenBank genome assembly.